Molecule: messenger RNA, 1765 nt
Organism: Fopius arisanus
Lineage: Eukaryota; Metazoa; Arthropoda; Insecta; Hymenoptera; Braconidae
Product: nucleolin
Exons: 3
Coding region: 109-1605 (498 amino acids)
Molecular function (GO): RNA binding
Source: RefSeq, a predicted model, not a curated record
UCUUGCACGCAUUUACAACAGCGUGGGACUUCAGUUCGACAGGAAUUUCUAAGUCCAGAAUACACACGUGGUUUUGGGUUUUCAGAAGUUUUACUUCAAUCAGAUAAAAUGGUGAAGAAAGGAAAGAAGAGAUCCCUGGAGGUGUCCGAGGCCACGGUGAAGUCCGAGGUGCCUCCUCAGGGUCCCCUGAAGAAACCAAAAAUAAAAAAAGAGGAAAAAGCGAAUGGUGCCGCCAAUGGUACGAAAAAAAUCAAGAAUAAACCAGCCCCCGAGACCGCUCUCAAGAAGCCAGAGGAAAGUCUAGCCCCCAAGAAAGUCAAGAAGCAGAAGAAACAAAUACAGAAUCCAGAGAAAAUUUCAGAGCCCGAAGAGAAAAAAGAUCAGGCCCUGAAGGUUCUCCAAAAAAAACUCGAGGCGAAAAAGAAGAAGAAAGAAUUGAGAAAGGAGAUGAGAAAGGAGAACGGUCAGUUCAAGCCUGCAAAUAUCAAAUUGACUGCUGAUGAGAUAAAAAUCAGGAUCGAAAACUUCGAGAGCAAGGAACAGCUGAGCAGAACCGCUCGGAGGAAACUAGCAGCUCUCAAGAAAAAGCUGAGAAUCGAGGAGGGAACGUAUACACCUCCAUCGGAGCUUCCCAAGACUCCGCAACUCUCGAAAAACUUGAAGAGGAAGAUUAGGAGGCAUAAAAACGUCAUGAAGAGAGCUGAGUUGGCAAGUACUGGGGGCAGUGAGCAGGAGAUCACAAAGAAAUUGGAGAAGAAGGCUAAGAAUGUUGAAAAGCUCGUGAAGGAGGAGCAGAGUAAAUUGGUCGGCAAGGCUGCUGUGAAGGUCGAGGGAAAAGGAAAGCUGGUGAAGGAAAAAGGGAAGAAAGCCCUUAAAGCCGAGGCUGAGAGCGACGAUGAUGAUGAGGAGGAAGAGGAGGAUGAGAGCGAGGAAGAGGAGGACUCUGAGGCAGUUGACAGCACUUUAAAUACUUCACAGGAAGUUGAUAGUGAGGACGACGAUGAUGAGGAAGACGAGGAAAAUGAAGAGGACGAAGCAGAGGAAGCUGACAGUACUUUAAAUACUUCUCAGGAAGUUAAUGAUGACGAUGACGACGAGGAGGAUGACGAGGAAGAUGACGAGGAUGACGAGAAGAAAGUAGAAAUUAAGGGUAAACCUGCAGCUCCCACGCCAGCAGCUAAAAAUCCUCAGCAAAAGCAAAAUCAAGACAAGAAGACGAGAUAUGUUCUCUUCAUUGGAAAUUUACCUUAUGCAGCAACAACAGAAGACAUCAAGAAGCACUUCCUCACAAAGGUAUCGACAGUCUCGAGUGUGCGAAUCCCUACAGAUGCUAAAACCAACCAACCCCGGGGUUUUGCCUACGUGGAGUUCACGAAUAGUGUGGAUUAUGAGAAGGGCUUGUCUCUUCACGAGUCCAACCUCCUGGGGAGGAGAAUUAAAGUGCAGUACAGCCAGCCAGGAUCAAAAAGCACUGGGAAAAGGCCCGAAAUCGUUGCCAAGAACCAGAAACUCCACGCCAUGAGGAAACAGGGACAACUCGCUGGAAGUGUCAAGGACUCCAAUAAAAGGAACUUUAGGAGAAAUCAAAACAAAAGUCGAGGGUAAAUCCCUGGGAGAUAAGAGUGCAAUUGCUCAUUGCAUUAAUUCGAACAGAACGGAAUACAUUCUUAAUGUAAUAUUACAGUAGAUUAAUGUACUGUACAUCUUUGACUUUUUUAAGUGAUAAAUUUGUCAAUAUGCGACGUUAUAAAAAUAUAAUGAAUGU